AUGUUCACCAUCAGGCGGGACCUUUGCUCACUCAGCGGGCACUUUAUUGUGACGGACCAACAUGUCAGGAGAGGAGCCGCCUACUUCCUCAGGAGUUCUGCUCGGGUCCUGUUCAACUGUAAAAAUACCACAGUGCAUAAACCGAGGAAAUGGACAAAUGGUCUUUACACAAGUUUUGCGUCUUUGGCCGUCGGCGGUGGGCUGUGUGCUGUACCUUUCAAACAGGUUGAACAGCUCUCUCAUGACUCUCUGAUCAGACGAGCAGCGUCUCUGGUAACAGACAGUUCAACCACUUUUCUCUCACAGGCCACCUUAGCUCUCAUAGACGCCAUCGAUGAGUAUUCAAAAGCUGUGCACAUACUCAAUGCUCUGCAAAGAAAAUACCUGACAUCACUGGGAAAACAUUUCUUUAUCAUAAAAUAACAAUAUCAAUCAAGCCAGAGACGCAAUUAAAAAACAAAAACAUUUUAUAAUAUAACAUCAUGACAAUUUGUUAACCCAUACAAAUCUGAUCAGUGUUUCUUACGCAAACCACAGAGAGCUAAUCUUUUCAGGGCAUUAAAAAACAUUUCAUCCCUGAGGCCAUAAAUGAGAGGAGACAGACAUCUUGGAGCAAGAAUGAAAGUAAUGUAAUUAAAGAACCUGACCUUGAUAAAUAACAUGAGAUUGAU
Molecule: messenger RNA, 671 nt
Organism: Pleuronectes platessa (European plaice)
Lineage: Eukaryota; Metazoa; Chordata; Actinopteri; Pleuronectiformes; Pleuronectidae
Product: diablo IAP-binding mitochondrial protein
Exons: 4
Coding region: 1-423 (140 amino acids)
Biological process (GO): neuron apoptotic process; intrinsic apoptotic signaling pathway in response to oxidative stress
Cellular component (GO): mitochondrion
Source: RefSeq, a predicted model, not a curated record